Molecule: messenger RNA, 938 nt
Organism: Stomoxys calcitrans (stable fly)
Lineage: Eukaryota; Metazoa; Arthropoda; Insecta; Diptera; Muscidae
Exons: 1
Coding region: 104-931 (275 amino acids)
Source: RefSeq, a predicted model, not a curated record
CUUAAAAUUCUAAAAUUUCAUAAUUUUUACUUAUUUUUUUUAAAUAUUUAUGUAUCUUUAAAAAUAAAACCAAAUUUUAAAGUAAAUAAAAAAAUAUUCGAAAAUGCCAUUAUGCGGUCUUACGCUGAAUUCCGUAUGGGACACUAUUAUAGCCAUUUUGCAAUACGAUCUGAUGAACAUCUUCAGCACCCAGAACCCCAACCAAGAUUCAUCAACAAAUUGCCUACGAUAUGGCUAUGAUCCACGUCCCAGGAUAUAUGAAGGCCAAUCAACUCUGACCAACAUUGAUGAGAUCGCCAAUUGUUUAAAUUCGCAUAUCAGUGUCAUGGAAUGUGAGCAAAUUGCAAAUGGGCUGUUUGAGGGAAAUGAGAAUGACAAGGAUAUUGCAAUGCAAUCCCCUGAAGGCUAUGCAGAUAAUGGAAUAAACUCCUCUCCGGAAAGUGCCAAAAAUGCCCAUAAACCACACUGCAAUUUUUUAAGCAACGCCAUAAAUCCAAAUAAUUCUACAAAAAGUUCCCAUUCGAAGAAUCCAAAUUUGGAAACUAUUGAAAAAGAAGUUCAAUUGCUUUGGACCGCUGUAAUGGAUAACAUUCCUCAAUGUUCCAAAGGCUUACCUAUAAAUUGGCAAAAUAUAAGAGCACACAUUAAGUUGCCCUUCUACUGGGCUGUAUUAACUAAUGAGACUGUACGUGAGAGCCCCUUUGAGAAUUUUAAACGUUUCUAUGUGGAGAAUAUGUCCAGCAACGCCAAUGAAAAUCAUAAGAAGACUAACGAAGAGGUUCUUAUAACUUGGCAUAGCAUGACCCAAAAGCAGAAACUUCCAUUUGUUAUGGAGGCCUUCAUAGCUCUGGCAUCGGCUGGUAAAGUGAACUUUACAAAUGAAUUGGAACUUAAAAAUGUAUGGAAAAAUUUGCUAAAUAAAUGUGGAUAAGAAUGAA